AUGGUUGAACCCGCAUUUUUUAUCAGAAAGAGGAAAACAUCAAAUGCUCAGAGAAGAAAAAACCUCAAGGCUCUUACCCCACUGAAGCAUUAUCAUUACAAUGAAGUGAAGAGGUUUACAAACUCAUUUGCUUGUGUAGUUGGGAAAGGAGGAUUUGGAACUGUUUACAAAGGAAACCUUCCUGAUGGCCGUAAGGUCGCGGUGAAGGUUUUGAAGGACUCAAAGAGAAACGGUGAAGAUUUCAUCAACGAAGUCGCCAGUAUGAGCCAAACAUCUCAUGUCAACAUUGUUUCUUUGAUUGGAUUCUGCUAUGAAGGAUCAAAAAGAAUGAUUGUUUAUGAAUUUCUAGAGAAUGGGUCUUUGGAUCAAUUUAUAUCCACAAACGCGGCCUCAUCAAUUGCGGAAUGGAGAAGAACGCUUUACGAGAUUUUACUAGGAGUUGCUCGUGGUCUUGAGUACUUGCACUACGGCUGCAAAACAAGGAUUGUACAUUUCGACAUUAAACCGCAGAACGUGUUGUUGGAUUGCAAUCUUUGCCCCAAAGUUUCUGACUUUGGCCUCGCUAAGCUCUGCGAGAAGAAAGAGAGCAUCAUGUCACUGUUGGACACAAGAGGCACAAUAGGGUACAUUGCGCCAGAGAUGAUCUCCAGAGUUUAUGGUGGUGUGUCUCACAAGUCAGAUGUUGAAAGACAAGAGAACUAUGAGAAGAUAACUUGUUAUUCACGUUAA
Molecule: messenger RNA, 729 nt
Organism: Brassica rapa (field mustard)
Lineage: Eukaryota; Viridiplantae; Streptophyta; Magnoliopsida; Brassicales; Brassicaceae
Product: LEAF RUST 10 DISEASE-RESISTANCE LOCUS RECEPTOR-LIKE PROTEIN KINASE-like 2.5
Biological process (GO): protein phosphorylation
Molecular function (GO): ATP binding; protein kinase activity
Source: RefSeq, a predicted model, not a curated record